Molecule: messenger RNA, 1985 nt
Organism: Durusdinium trenchii
Lineage: Eukaryota; Dinophyceae; Suessiales; Symbiodiniaceae
Source: the annotation of a GenBank genome assembly
GAGGGAUCGGUGUUUGGAGCCACAAACACCAGAGAUCUCGUGGAGAAGCUCUGCAGGUGGUCUUUUUUGGGGUCAGAUACCAAGGUGCUGAGCACCAGUGAGCACCAGACUUGGGUGAGCUGUGGGGGUUGGGUGGGGUUGGCAUGGAAGUUCGUGGUGUGGGUCAUGAUGUCAUGAAAUCGCCGUCUCGGGACGCGGCUUGUCAGAUGCCUCUGGGCUCCAGGCUCGGGAUGAUGACGAGGCUCACAUGAGUCGUCAGACUGGCAGAUCUGCACAGAUCUGCAGGCUCAUGUGGCGCUGUUCUUCAACGAGGCAUCAUCUUCAGCCGUCUAAGGCGGAGGAAAGCAGGGCAGAGGUCGUUUCGGAGCUGUUGGACCUCUGUAGGAGCUCACCAGCGUUGAAGUCCGACGUUUUCAGGAGCUUGGCCGAGCAGAAGGAGGGAGAGUUGGCCUUUGCACUCUUGGAGGAAAUCCGAAAAGAUGGGAAAAUCAAACUGAAUGCUUCCAACUAUACGGUGGGCAUUUCAUCUUGUGCCAGGUCCAAACUGACGCUGCAUGCAUUGAGGCUAUUGAAAGAGAUGCCAACGGCCAGGGUUCAGCUAAGUGUUAUUAGCCACAAUGCAGCCAUCAGCGCCUGUGAAAAGGGCAGGCGGUGGCAGCAAGCAUUGGAGUUGUUUGAGGACAUUUGCCGAGCGGAGCUUCAGCGAAGUGUCUUCAGCUUCAGUUCAGCGAUCAGUGCAUGUGAAAAGGGCCAGCAAUGGGUGGUAGCUUUGAAGUUGUUUGACACCAUGCUAGAAGUAAAAGUCCAGCCAAAUGUCAUUAGCUACAACGCGGCCAUCAGUGCUUGCGAGAAGGGCCGGCAGUGGCAGCAAGCUUUGCAGUUCUUCGAGGCGAUUCCCAAGCCUGAAGUCAUUAGCUACAGCGCGGCCAUAAGUGCCUGUGAGAAGGGCGGACAAUGGCAGCAAGCUCUGAACUUAUUUGAGAGUUUGCCCCAAAGCAAAACAGUACCAGAUGUUAAGAUGUACAACGCAACGAUCAGUGCCUGUGAAAAAGGGGGGCGAUGGCAAGAAGCCUUGACAGUGUUUCAGGCCAUGCCCAAGGCGAAGCUUCAACAUGAUGUCAUUAGCUACUGUGCUGCCAUCAGUGCCAUCGAACGCGGUGCCGAAUGGCAGCAAGCGUUGCAGCUGUUUGACAUCAUGACUAAUGCACAUAUUCAACCUGACAUCGUUGCCUACAACGCCCUAUUUGACAGCUUGGCCAUUCACAACACUGAGCUUGGCCGAUUGCUCUUUGCGCAGAGCAACGUACCAGUGCUGUUGGCUGUGCGAAGGUCUGUGGCGAGGGAGAUCGACCUUCACAACCUCUCAGAGGGCAGUGUCCACUUGGCGUUGCUUCACUGGUUGUCAACUGCAGUGACCAAAGAGCUGGAGCAGCUGGCGCUGUCAGCUUCACACACCUUGGCGGAAAGCGGUUUCCCGCUUCACGCGGAACGAGCGGAACGAGCUGCUCACACGCACAACGGGCGCGACGCGGUGCUCACGCGGUGCAGCCUCAGCUGCAUCAUUAUCACAGGCUAUGGAAAGUCUCGCAAAGAUUGGCAAAGAAGAAAUGUACAACAGGCGGCCUUGAAGUUCUUCCAGGACCUCGAGCUCAAUGCGUCGCCGUUGCCGGACAACCCGGGUCGACUUCAUGUGGUUUUGACGCAGAGGGACCUGCCAGUACUGCGCGGUGUGGGUCGAUUUGGCAGAUGAAUUCAAUGGAUGAAGGGAUGCGCUGGCGGUUCGCCGCAUGCCAGGCUUGCAAGACAGUCAGGCUCGCAGCUCGAUCCUUCUUGAGCUGGAAUUGAACAGCUGGAACCGACAAGGCUCGGGUGAUUCGGAGGUGGGGCCUCGCACCGUUUACUUUCGACGUUUUGAGCUUUUUUGACCAUUCUCGGAUGCUUUGGCCGUAGAGCUGGGUGGGGGGUUACGUGACGCCACGCCACGC